UACAAAUACAAAAUUAUGUCAGGGUAAGGAUAUUUUUGAAAGGAUGAAUUACCUGUACCAGGCAAGUUAUUUAAUGGCUUUGAAAAAUAGAGUAGCAGCAUCAUAUUAUGGAAACAUAAUGGUUGGUUGUGCAAAAAAAUCUGUUUUAAGAAUAGAACCUGAUAUUAAGAGAACAAUUUGUAAAUGUUGUCAAUCUCCUCUUAUACCUGGUGAAACUGCAAAAGUACGAUUAAUAUCAAAACCUAUAAAAAGUGUAAAAUGGACAUGUUUAACAUGUUUAAGUAUUAAAAAAUACCCUACAAAAAAAGGAUACAAAUUAUGGAUAGAACAACCUAAUUCGAUAGUCCAAAUUUUCAAUUAUGAAUCAAAAUUAUUAGAUGAUAAAUCUAAUAAGAAAGAAAAAAAUAGUUUAGAUGAAAAACAUAUGGAUAUUGAAAAGAAUUAAAUAUACACAGAUUUGAAUAUUUAUUUUCACAUGAUGUGAGAUGUGAUGAAUGUGUUGAUAUAUGAAUAUUUUUUUUUAUCAAUGACUUACAUAAAAUAUGUUACAAUAAAUUUAUAACCAAUAAACAGAUACUUUUACUAACUAUAAUAUUCGUAACCACCUAGUAAUAUUAUGAUACUGAUAUUAAUUUUACAUUAAAUGUUUAUAGACAUAACAUGAUCGUAGUUAAGUUAUUGUUUUUGAAUAUAUGAUAUACUGUAUGUUUAGAGCCGUUCGCAAUAAAUUUCAUAGACCCCAAUGCACAUAUGUUUCGUUGAGGACGGUUUAGAUGAUGAAAAACAGUGUGGUCUUCGCAGCGCGAAAUGAUUAUGUUUUUACAUAACAUUGAAAUUUGAUGCGAAUGUCUCCAUUUCACUAACUAUGAUAUGACUAUAUCCGCCCAUCGCCAAUGAGUUGUAAGAAAUCUCAAAUGCAAUUUAACUGUCACG
Messenger RNA from Apis dorsata (giant honeybee), 933 nucleotides. It is a transcript of the gene Rpp21, whose product is annotated as ribonuclease P protein subunit rpr2. The transcript has 3 exons. Gene Ontology annotation, cellular component: nucleolar ribonuclease P complex. Bases 44 to 445 code for a protein of 133 amino acids. NCBI's taxonomy places the organism in Eukaryota, Metazoa, Arthropoda, Insecta, Hymenoptera, Apidae. The record is from RefSeq and is a predicted model, not a curated record. Gene Ontology annotation, biological process: tRNA processing.